This is a messenger RNA of Colletotrichum navitas, 592 nucleotides long. RefSeq lists its product as uncharacterized. The coding region runs from base 104 to 556 and encodes 150 amino acids. Lineage: Eukaryota; Fungi; Ascomycota; Sordariomycetes; Glomerellales; Glomerellaceae. The record is from RefSeq and is a predicted model, not a curated record. The transcript has a single exon.
GGUCGUUAUCGCGUCUUUUGGUUGUUGUGCACGCCGGAAGAGCUAGGAAUUGCGAGGCAAGUCUGAGUUCGUGGAAUCAACGUCAGCAUGCCACCGAUGAAAAAUGGAGCAGAAGGUCAUUAAAACAGAAAUAAACAUGUCAAAGUUGGUCUGUAUUGCAGCUACCAAAAAAAAUUGGGGGAAGGCCGUACCUGUUGUCUUAGCGCUCAGGGAGAAGGGUGUGCAAGAACAAUGGAAGCGUCCGUCAGGCGUUGAUAGUGGCAAGACAAACCCCCAUUGGAGUUUGAGCAAUCGGGACGCAAAAGAGAACGCGGUCGGCUUCGGUGUCGACGACGUUUGUCGCUGGGCAAUUUUGCACGGCGAGAUAUCGUUAUGCCGGCGGCUGGUGAGAAAGUUCGGUUUCGCUGAAAAACCACCAUUGCGCGUUGCUGCGCGCCGCUCACCAGGUUGGGUAGAGAGUCAGUCGAGUGGGUCUCACGUGCAGUACCCACCAGCCACAGAUGGCCCGGGCGCCCAGCACACUCAGGUUAUCAGACUUCCAUUUCGGGCCUUGUAGACCCUUUUUUCCUCAAUUUAGUGGGGCAUAUCAGGG